AUGAACAGCUUGCUGACGCUGGCGAGCACCACCUCGCUGUUCGGCAGCGGGGGCACACCGCUCCAGGAGCAAUUUGAGGCCCGCAUCCCAGGCUUCGGCGUGCUGCAGGGCUUCUUCAAAAAAUGGCUCAAGGUCGAGCUGACGACGGUGCUCACCAUCGCCGCGCUGAUGGGCGCGGCGUCGAGCGGCGCACAGGGUCUCCAAGCCGCUGGAUCUAAGAUGUACUGGUGGAUUAUCAGAUUCCUGACAGCGUCGAUAAGCAUCGCUGGCAACGACCGUCUCAACCGCGAGGUGCUCAACUGGCUUGGUGCAAGGGUCCUUAGCAACGGCAGUCGCAUUCUGACGGCCCAUUCUGAGACCAUACAGAACGAUGCAUGGUAUUAUAGGAGAGUUCAACAGGAGCGAAAUGACUACCACCACGAGAAGCGCAUGCCCGUGCAGUAUCUCCCCACGUUUGGCACUACGUGGUUCGUCUUCGAGCGCCGCAUCUUCAUGAUUCGGAGAAUCAUGACGAGCAGCUCGCACUACCACAGCGCCUUCUCCAAGGGCACCCCCGACGAGUACGCCGGCGCCCCCGAGGGAUCUGAGCCGCUCGUCAUUCUAUGCCUCGGGCGGACAGAAAAGCCAAUCAAGCGGUUUCUUAACAUGUGCCGCGACUUUUCGGACAAGCUUAGGACGAGCAAGCGAAGGCAUUAUGAAGAGUCUUUCGACACUACGAUUUUGCGGCCGCUUCGCCCCCUGGAGACGGUGCAUUUCGACGAGAAGAUCAAGGCUGAGCUCGUAGACGACAUCAUCAACUACCUUGACCCGAAUACGCGCAAGUUCUACAAUGGACGUGGCAUCCCGUACCGGAGAGGCUACCUGCUUCAUGGCCCUCCGGGAACUGGCAAAACAUCCCUUUCGUUGGCGCUUGCGGGCAGGUUCGGGCUAGAGCUGUACUUGGUGCAUAUCCCCAGCGUCCGCGAAGACGAGGCUCUGGAGAAGCUCUUCACGGCUCUGCCGCCGCGCUGCAUCGUUCUCCUCGAAGAUAUUGAUGCCGUGGGGAUUAGGCGGCGCCCGGCAAAGGUCACUGAGGACAGCGAUGACGAGAACGAGGAAGAAGAGUCCGAGGACGAAAACGACCGCGUGGCUCGAUCUAGGUGCACUCUUUCUGGUCUGUUGAACGUGCUUGACGGCGUCGCAUCUCAAGAAGGGCGCAUCGUGCUUAUGACGUCAAACUUUGCCGAGAAGCUCGACAAGGCUCUCGUGCGGCCCGGUCGCGUCGAUAGGAUGAUUUACCUAGGCAACAUUUCGCCUCGCAGCGCCGAGCUCAUGUUCCUCCGCAUGUAUGCGCGCGAAAAGGGAGAUGGUCCCGCGACGACGGAGAAAUUGCAGCUAUCCGAGGAGCAGCUAAAGCAGUUGGCGCUUGACUAUAGCUCGCAGGUCCCCGAAGACGUCUUCACUCCUGCCCAACUCCAGGGAUACCUUUUAAACCACCGCGACUCGCCGGUUCAAGCAGCAGAAAACAUGGCCACCUGGGUGAAGGAGGAGUGGGCCCUCAUGGAUGAGGCAAAGGCGCGGGCCAAGAAGGCGUCGGAGCUCCGGAAGAAGAAGAAGCGGGAGGCCAAGCUCAAGUUGCUUGCCAAGCCAGCAAAAGAGGCUAAGAAGGACGAGGGCGAGGACCUUGAUGCCGAAAUCGAGGCACUGAAGGCCAAGAUGGCAAAGGAAAAGUCUAAGAAAAGCAAUAAGGCAAAGGAUGAUACGGAGGCGGGGCCGGAAACGGCAGAGACGGCAGUGAAUGGCGAGGCGGCCGUCAAGGACGACAGCAAUGAUGGCAAAUCAACCUCUGUGAGCGACGAAAAGGACGCGGCUCAAGACGGAAAUGCCAAGACGAACGGUGCCGGUGAGACGGAAGAGUCGACGGCCGACACGAAGGGGCCGGCUGACGAUACAAACGGAGUCGCCGGGACGAAGGAGCCGACCACUAGGAGUAACGGGGCAGCCAAGACGAAGGAACCGACGACUGAGAUUAACGGAACAGCCGAGACGAACGGGACCAAGGUUGAGGAGACGGAGACUGAGGGCCUCAAAGCGACGACCGAGACGGCAACAAACGGGGACUCGGAGACGACGGCGGUGGAGAUAAAAGAGGAGUGA
Lasiosphaeria miniovina is the source of this 2136-nucleotide messenger RNA. RefSeq names its product P-loop containing nucleoside triphosphate hydrolase protein. The record is from RefSeq and is a predicted model, not a curated record. The transcript is spliced from 2 exons. Gene Ontology annotation, biological process: mitochondrial respiratory chain complex III assembly; protein insertion into mitochondrial inner membrane from matrix. Gene Ontology annotation, molecular function: ATP binding; ATP hydrolysis activity. The coding region runs from base 1 to 2136 and encodes 711 amino acids. Gene Ontology annotation, cellular component: mitochondrial inner membrane. NCBI's taxonomy places the organism in Eukaryota, Fungi, Ascomycota, Sordariomycetes, Sordariales, Lasiosphaeriaceae.